GCUGCGGCGCAGUAGUGUAGUAUCGUUCCUUGGUCGUGAAUCUGUCGUUCCUUUCAUUCUUACGAGUGGUUCCCGUAAAAAUGAAUGUGAUCGCAAAAUCGACGGCCCUCUCGCCGUUCCUGAGAGCCACGGCGACAGCCGUCUCGAACGGAGGAAAACCUGUAGCUGCGACCGGUAAAGUUAACAAGCCGAAGGUUUCCGUUCCUCCUCCCGUCAAACGUGUCACCGGACAUAGUAUCUAUCAGGAUCUUCUCACUGGACCUACAUGCAUAAGCUCGGGAGUCGCAGCCAGCACUCAGGUGCAUCAGCGGCGUUUGGCCCACACAGACAUUCAAUGGCCAGACUUCUCCCACUAUCGCAGAGAUUCAGUAAAUGACCCAAGUGCAAAAGCCAAGGAGACUGAGGCGGAUCGGAAGUCCGUUUCAUACAUUGUGACAGCUGGUGCUGGUGUGGCAGGCGUCUAUGCGGCGAAAACGCUAGUGACCGAUGCUCUUAGCAUGCUGAGUGCGUCGGCUGAUGUGUUGGCUAUGUCAAAGGUGGAGAUAAAGCUGGACAGUAUUCCCGAGGGAAAGAGCGCUGUCUUCAAAUGGCGCGGAAAGCCCCUGUUCGUGAGACAUAGAGUUGGAUCAGAAAUCGCGACUGAAGCCAAGGUGGACGUUGCAAGCCUCCGUGAUCCAGAAGAGGACAGCGUUCGUGUGAAGGACCCCAAGUGGUUGGUUGUCAUAGGUGUUUGCACACACUUGGGCUGCGUGCCCAUCGCUAACGCGGGAGACUUCGGUGGUUACUAUUGUCCAUGCCACGGCUCUCAUUACGACGCCAGCGGUAGGAUUAGGAAAGGACCGGCCCCGCUAAACCUCGAAGUUCCACCCUACGAAUUCAUAGACGAUUUACUCGUUGUUGGUUAAUGACUAUCCGUUAUCUGUAGUCAAAUAAUAAAAUUAUUUAUGAAAUUAAAAUGCUCUGUGCACGCGUGCAACAAGGCCUGUUGUCAACGCAGGAAAAAAUCGGAAAACGUUUUGUAUAUUUCUCGAGACGUCGAGACAUCAUUGAACAUUACAUCGCCGGUAUAGCGAGGCCGCUGUAUUGAAUUUAGAAUAAACGUUAAGUAAAAAAACCUUUA
Molecule: messenger RNA, 1120 nt
Organism: Linepithema humile (Argentine ant)
Lineage: Eukaryota; Metazoa; Arthropoda; Insecta; Hymenoptera; Formicidae
Gene: RFeSP
Product: Rieske iron-sulfur protein
Biological process (GO): mitochondrial electron transport, ubiquinol to cytochrome c
Cellular component (GO): membrane
Molecular function (GO): quinol-cytochrome-c reductase activity; 2 iron, 2 sulfur cluster binding
Source: RefSeq, a predicted model, not a curated record